UUUUAGCGGCAAUUCACUGAUCUCUUCUUCACAAGUAGAUUUUAACUAGACUCUACAUUUUAGAAUGAACCAUCCCAGGCCAAGAAAUGUUAUAGCUUGUGCUUGUACCCGUUGGUACGCUUUCUCGACUAAAAGAGGUUUCUUCGAUCUCUGAAUUGGAGAUCAAAUACCGACGAUCGAAGAAAUAAGUUUUUUUGCUGACGCAAUCAAUUUUUUAAAUGGUUAAAAGAAAGUGCUAACGAAUCACCAAACCCGAGUAUGUGAGGUGCAAUGGCAUCUAAACACAUCUUGAUUGUUACUUCCUACCUCAUAUUGAUUAUGACAGCAUUCAGAUAUGUUGAUGGAAGUCGUCUUAGUCACUGGAGUCAUUUAAAAAAGCUGGUUGACAAAACGUCGUCAGGGAACAACUUGAAGCCUCAUUUCACUACGAUAAAUGUAAAUAUAACAAUAAAGGAAGACAUUAAAGUCGGCUCCGUGGUAUUCGUUUUAAAUGCAACUGACAACGAGAACGAUACCCUUACCUUCAGUUUAGACUCAACGGGUCAAAGUUUAUUCAACGUUGGACCUUUAAAUGCCGAUACAAAGUCAGUAAAUCUAACUCUGAAAACAGCACUAAACAGAGAGCUUAAUACAAGAUAUGAGUUUAAGGCUUUUGUAAGCGACAAUCCAAGCGAUAUAACAAGACGAAGAGAGAAAACAUUUUUUGUCACUGUAAUCGAUGUCAAUGACAACAAACCAGUCUUUUCAAAGCAAUCUUAUAGGGUUUCCGUGCCGGAAAACGCCACAUUAAAUACUUUACUAUUGACCGUGUCUGCCACUGAUGCUGAUGAAGGCACUAAUGGUGAUGUGAAGUAUAGAUUUAGCAACGACUCACGCUCGGUUGACAAAUUUGAGAUCCACUCAAAUGGGACAAUAACUUUAAAAGGAGCUUUAGACUAUGAGAAAGAAUCAUCAUAUGAACUGACUGUUGUUGCAGAGGAUGGUGGUGUUCCUCAACAAAGAAAGACAUGCACAGUUGUCAUAGAUGUUAUCGAUAUAAGCGACAUGCCGCCAGUGUUUUAUAGGUCAAUAUACAUCGCAAUGAUAAAAGAGAAUUCUCCAAAGGGUACUUCAUUGGUUAAGGUUACUGCAAAAGAUGGCGAUAUAGAGGUAAACAAUGCCAUGAAAUACGAAAUAACUGGAGGUAAUUCCGGUGGAUCGUUUACGAUCAAUCCAGACACUGGGCUCAUAACAGUUAAUGGGAGUAUUGACGCUGAGAGAAUCAAAAGCUACACACUUACUGUUCGGGCGUCAGAAGUCCCGGAGCCAGGUUUUAAUGCAUCAACCCGAGUUGAAGUAGAAGUUCUUGGUAACGCCCCCCUUCAGUCUACGCAAACUGCCCGCACAUUCUUAGAAACGAAGAAAAAGGCGACUGCUGAACGAAAGACUUCUAAUCAACUCAUCUUUCUUGCCUCUGCGACUGGUUUCCUUUUAAUUUGGCUUUUAAUUUGGAAGCUCCCUGCUGUAUUGGAUAUGUUGUGCCGAUUCUGAGCCCUAUUAGAACGAUUUCACAUAACCGGAUAAAUUGAUCAUCAUUAGCAUUUUUGUCCGGUUAUGCGAAAUCGUUCUAUUGUUGGCGGUGAUUUCUCUAGUUCUUAAAAAUGCAAAAAAGGCAACCGAACAAUGGCUUUGAACAUAAUACAUUCAUAUUGAGAACUACAUACAGUAACACUAGCUUGUGAUAUCCGAAGCUAGCAAAAUCGGGCGCAGUGAUAUAGGUAAACGAUCGAAUACCCACUAGCUUUUACCAAUUUUUCAAUACCCUUUCAGCAUCUCUUUGAUACAGGGAACUAGGAUAGGAUCUGGCAGGCUGGCCAGUCUAUGAUAAUAACCAAUUGCUAAGACAUAAGGGAUUUGAGGGUUGGUUCUGAAUAGUAAUGCGCUGGUGCCAUCGCCCGAAAAUGCUGUUAUAUCUGCAGACGAGAUAAUGCAUCAGCAAGGUGAUUUUUAAUCCCUGGAAUAUUUUUUGCUUUAAAAAGUAAUAUGUUGUUUUCAAAAUAAACUAGUUUGUCCAGUGCA
Messenger RNA from Exaiptasia diaphana, 2058 nucleotides. RefSeq names its product protocadherin beta-14. The transcript is spliced from 12 exons. The coding region runs from base 271 to 1530 and encodes 419 amino acids. The record is from RefSeq and is a predicted model, not a curated record. Gene Ontology annotation, biological process: homophilic cell-cell adhesion. Gene Ontology annotation, cellular component: plasma membrane. Gene Ontology annotation, molecular function: calcium ion binding. Lineage: Eukaryota; Metazoa; Cnidaria; Anthozoa; Actiniaria; Aiptasiidae.